Heterobasidion irregulare TC 32-1 is the source of this 1653-nucleotide messenger RNA. RefSeq lists its product as uncharacterized. The transcript is spliced from 5 exons. The record is from RefSeq and is a predicted model, not a curated record. Gene Ontology annotation, cellular component: dynactin complex. NCBI's taxonomy places the organism in Eukaryota, Fungi, Basidiomycota, Agaricomycetes, Russulales, Bondarzewiaceae. The coding region runs from base 1 to 1653 and encodes 550 amino acids.
AUGCCUCCGAGUAUCCAAUACCACUGCCCGUGUCUCUCCUCCACUCCGGCCCCACCGCCGCCGCACCUGACCUCGUCCUCUUACAGCUUCCACCCGCUGCACGAGCUCUACUUCUGCGAGGAAUGCGAUGCCGUGCGAUGUAACCGCUGCGUGUCGAUCGAGGUCAGUGGCUACUACUGCCCGAACUGCCUCUUCGAGGUGCCCAGCGCGAGCGUUCGCGCGGAGAAGAACAGGUGCGCGCGGAAUUGCUUUCUGUGCCCCAACUGCCGCAACACGCUCUCUGUGGUGCCGUCGGACCCUCCAGACAUCGACGACGGAAGAUCAGCCAACCUGAGUCUCAACGCCGUCGGCGAGCCGCCCUUCUUUCUCUACUGCAACCACUGCAGGUGGGACUCGGCCGAGGUGGACAUCACGUUCGAAAAGCCCACAGGGCUCGCAGCGCAACUACAGAAGUACGAGGACUCCGCGCCUGAAUCGCUCGAGUUCGAGCGCCUCAAGGAAAACUUUGAGCCCUUCCUACGUGCAUCCUCCUCCGCCCAUGCUCCGUCGACCGCGUCCCACUCACACCACUCCCACGUGAACCCCAUCACAGCAGCCGCGUCCUCCGCCCUUGCGCGCGACAUCCCUGGGGUCAGUAAGUAUACACCCCACCCGCGCACUCGCGGCCGCGACAAGGGUUCUAAGGACGAGUCGCCGGAGUACCGCAGCCGAGUCGAGACGUCCGUGGCUGGCGCUGGCGGGGAACAGGACCUUGAUUUCAUGCAGCACAUCGAGGAAGUGAGCGAGGUGGCCGCGCUGGAACAGCGGUGGGCGAACAGCUGGGCGACAUCGCUGAGGGCGCAAGACCUCAAACCACUACGCAUCCCAUUACACUCAAAAAAGUCCAAGCGCUGUCCAACAUGCCGCCACAUCCUCAUCAAACCCGAGCAGAAGGCACAGUCGGUGCGCUACAAGAUCAAGCUCGUCGCCGCCAACUACCUCCCCUCCAUCACCGUCGCGCUGCCCCAGCCCGAACCCGUCCGGCGCACCGCGGGGUCUCGAAUCGUCUCUGGCGAGGACACCAGCGGGGCGGGCGGCAUGAUGGUGGGCAAGACGUACCCAUUCCACCUCGCCAUGACGAAUCCGCUGUACGACCCGAUCCAGGUGCGCCUGUCGGUGCAGAGGCAGAUGCCCGCCGUGGCCGUGGCGUCCGGAGAGCCCGCAUCGCCCGAAAAGGCGCGUCGGCCGCCGUUCGCGGUGUCGCUGCCGUCUGCCGCGUUCCCGAUCGCCGCAUUCGCGGAGGCGUGGGAGUACGAGGACGACGAGGACAUGUUUGGCGUGGAGGAUGACGAGUUUGGAUUUGACGGCCGUGGGGGCGCGCGCGUGCAGGGCGCGAAGAGCAAGACCGUGGGCGUGCUCGAGAAGCGGGCGAACGUGACGAUUGUGGGAGGCGAGGUGAUGAUCGGGAAAGAGGCAAAGGGGGAAGUCAAGUUCAACAUGCUCGUUUCGUACACGUAUCGCUCGGACGACGCGCUUCCCGAGGACGACGUGCGUGGGACGCCAUCGCGGACAAACAAAGCGCAGGCGCCAGAGAUGAAGACGUUCUCGUUCUACACGGUGGUGGAGCUGGGGACGAUCCUGGCACGAGAGGAGAGCAGGGUGGAUGAUUUCUGA